Molecule: messenger RNA, 3332 nt
Organism: Maylandia zebra (zebra mbuna)
Lineage: Eukaryota; Metazoa; Chordata; Actinopteri; Cichliformes; Cichlidae
Gene: klhl18
Product: kelch-like family member 18
Molecular function (GO): protein binding
Source: RefSeq, a predicted model, not a curated record
GUUAAAAAUGUGUCCUCCCUUCUGCUGAAUCCAGUCAUUGUGCAGUUGUUAUGAAGGGGAAAUUAUCUACAAAGGCCAAAACAUUUGAAUUUUAACACAGGAGUCUAUGAGGACUGACUCAGUGCUCCCUCUGCUGAAUGCUGGAGGAACUGCAGGCUCAAGAUCGGUUUGUUAGUUUACUCUCUGAUGUGUUCAGGCUGUUUAUCUCUCAGCCAAUCAGCUUUCACUAAAUAAUUACGAUGUUGUGCUCCCAUUCACAGCUGCAUGUCACCAAUCAUAAAGUCAUUCAUGACAUCAUCUCUGAUGUCACUGUAGUCACGUGAGCUGAGCUGAUGCUCCUCAGGGCCAACACCUGAUACAUUCAUUAAAUCCUGACAAAAACAAACAUUAAGGCCAAAUAAAUGAGUAAUCACUCAUCAAUAACCACAAAUGAAAGGCUUUAGAAGCUUUUAUUUUGAAGUCUCAUCUCAGCGGAAGUGAUCCCUCUUAUUGUGAAAGCAGCUUUGACGCUGGGUACGGCGGCUCGCAGGGUCCAGUCCGCGCGCUCCCGCUGACGAUGGGCGACGUCCUGUGCGAAGAGCUCGAGGAUUUGGUCCACUUCUCAGUGCACGACCUGCCGGCACGAGGUUAUGUCGUCAUGGAGGAGAUCCGACGUCAGGGGAAACUCUGUGACGUCACGCUCAAGGUCGGGGAUCACAAGUUCAGCGCUCACCGGAUCGUGUUGGCGGCCUCCAUCCCGUACUUCCACGCCAUGUUCACCAACGACAUGGUGGAGUGUAAACAGGAUGAGAUCCUGAUGCAGGGCAUGGACCCCAGCGCUCUGGAGGCUCUGAUAAACUUCGCGUACAGCGGGCAUGUCGCCAUCGACCAGCAGAACGUGCAGUCUCUCCUGAUUGGCUCGAGCUUCCUGCAGCUUCAGAAUGUCAAAGACGCCUGCUGCUCUUUCCUGCAGGAGAGGUUACACCCGAAGAACUGCCUCGGCGUGCGUCAGUUCGCCGAGACAAUGAUGUGCACGACGCUGUACGACUCGGCGAACAGCUUCCUGCACCAGCACUUUGUGGAGGUGUCACUGUCCGAGGAGUUCCUGGGCCUCAGGACGGAGGAGUUGCUGGAGCUCGUCGGCUGCGACGAACUCAACGUGAAGGCCGAAGAGCAGGUGUUUGAGGCGGUGCUGGCGUGGGUCCAUCACGACCAGGACCGCAGGGAGACGCUGCUGCCCGAGCUGCUGUCAAAGGUGCGACUUCCUCUGUGUCGACCCGAGUUCCUGUCGGACCGCGUCCAGCAGGAUGAGCUCAUACGCUGCUGCCACAAGUGCAGGGAUUUAGUGGAUGAAGCCAAGGAUUUCCACCUGAUGCCGGAGCGCCGCCCUCACCUGCCCACCUUUAAAACCAGGCAGAGGUGCUGCACGUCCAUCACAGGGCUCAUCUAUGCGGUGGGAGGCCUCAACAGCUCAGGCGACUCCUUAAAUGUCGUCGAGGUGUUCGAUCCAAUUGGAAACUUCUGGGAGCGCUGCCAGCCAAUGAGGACAGCUCGCAGCAGGGUGGGUGUGGCCGUUGUUAAUGGGCUGCUGUAUGCCAUUGGGGGAUACGACGGCCAAUCGCGGCUCAGCACGGUGGAAGUUUACAACCCCGAGACAGACAACUGGACGCGCGUGUCGAGCAUGAACAGCCAGCGCAGCGCCAUGGGAACGGUUGUGAUUGAUGGGCGGAUCUUUGUGUGCGGCGGCUACGAUGGAAAGUCGUCUCUGAACUCGGUGGAGUGCUACUCCCCGGAAGCAGACAGGUGGACUGUGGUGACAGAGAUGAGUGCGAGCCGCAGCGCCGCGGGCGUGACGGUUUUUGAUGGCCGGAUCGUUGUCUCGGGCGGCCAUGACGGUCUGCAGAUCUUCAACACAGUGGAGUACUACAACCACCACACUAACCGCUGGCACCCGGCGGCACCAAUGCUGAAUAAGCGAUGCCGUCAUGGGGCGGCGGCGCUCGGCAGCCACAUGUACGGCGGGGGGUAUGAUGGCUCAGGCUUCCUGAGCGGCGCCGAGGUGUUCAGCUCAGCAUCUGGACAGUGGAGCCUCCUGGUGGCCAUGAACACGCGGCGCAGCAGGGUGUCCCUGGUGUCCACGUCGGGGCGUCUGUACGCCGUAGGCGGGUACGACGGACAAUCCAAUCUCAGCUCCGUGGAGAUGUACAACCCCGACACGAACCGCUGGUCCUUCAUGGCACCCAUGGUGUGCCACGAGGGGGGUGUAGGCGUGGGCUGCAUCCCCUUGCAGCCCGCCUAAACCACCUAUCACAGCCCGAGGACUCGUGAUUUACUGACGGCGGCAGGCGGGAGCACACCCCGCGGCGGCGUCCCUGCAGCUUUAUCGGUACGAUGGCUGUGCUCAGGCUUGCAAAAUGACGCCGCACCUGCGGAAUCAUGGGAAAAACUGUAGAGCUAGCAGCAGAGGCUAGCUGCUAACAUUAUUCUGUUAGCGUGUGUGGAACGAUUGAUUACUGAUUAUUGAUUACUGAUUUCUUACUGGAUGGACACAAGCAACAGGAAGUGACUUCCUCCCAAACAAACCAAGCUGCUGAUUCGGACAGGAAGUCCUUCCUUAACGGUUUCUCGAACUGUCAUCGAUCAGCUGUAAUUGAUGGGAGCGAUCAAUACAAAACGCCAGCAACACAGGAACCCCGCCCUCUGCAGGCUGCACAGGAAGCUCGUUUGAGGAACGUGUUGCGCCCCCAGAGAUAUUAAUAAACUCAUUCUCACGUGACAAAACAUGGUUCUCCAGCUUUCCACAGGAAGUGAUGUUAUGUAGCGUGCAGUCUUUAACGUUGCUUUCGCUGCGAUGCACAGGCGGGCUGCAGAUACCUGCUGCUGCUCGGCUGAUGCAUCCGAAACGCUCGUCAAAAGGUCACCCAUACUGCAGUAACCAAUGAGGGUCCGUGUGGUGGUUGCGCCGCCCCUCCAGGGCGAUUGGCUGGAUGGGGUGUGGCAUCAUUUGCGCCAGCCGUGGUGGACACGCCCCCUUACUUAUUGACAUCUGCAUUUGCGUCAGCGGAUAAGCGAUGGAGCACGCUCAGUAGACAGAUGUAUGUUGAACAGCUGGAGGCGGAGUUUAGCGCACUCUGGGGGCAUCGCACUCUGAUUGGUCGCAGCCUGCAGAGAGCGGUCCAGUCGAUCGUGUCAUUGAUCUCCGUGCUUAGAAUCCGUCAGUCACUGUUUACUUCCUGCUGAUCUCUGAUUGGACGCUCAGCCUCAUCAUCAGUGGGUUUUAUUUGUAUUGAUUAACUUAUGAUUGAUUUGUUUUGUUGUGGAUCAAUAAAGAGAAGUUUGGUUAAUAAAGUUUA